CGCUCCCUCUCUUUCUCACCCUCCCCGCUUACAAGGAGCGCAUCUCUCUCUCUCUCCUCCCCUAAACCCCACCGCACGUUUCCUCCUCCCGGUGCGGGCGGCGGAGCUGAUGAGAUCCCGGCCAUGGCGGGCCCCACCUCGCGGCUCCUCCUCCUCGCUCGCUGCGCCGACCGCCGCGGCCUCCCCCACCUCCUCCCCCGCGCCGUCCAAGCCGCGGCGCCCGCUCCUGCUCUGCCCGCCUCGCCACUGGUGAGGAGCUACUCAAGUGCAUUCACAAGUGUGCACGGAGAGAGACCAUCGUCAGAAUAUGCAAAGAUCAGAAAGGAGUUGCUGGAAAGCCAGUUUGGAAGAAUCCUGGGGUCAAGUUCACGUAUGCUCUUUGCUGACCGUGGAUUUGGUCCGUUCCUUGCGCUGUACAGGGCAGCUACUAUCUCUUUUCAUGUUGUGAAGCUCACUAUUUGGCAUUUAUUGCUCGAUGACAUGCAUAAAAGGGCUGAGAAGUUCCGAGAGACCUUGAUACGCUUGGGUCCUUUUUACAUCAAGCUUGGACAGGCAUUGAGCACGCGACCUGAUAUAUUGCCCAGUGCGUACUGUCAGGAGCUUGCGAAGCUGCAGGAUCAAAUACCACCGUUUCCUACUCGCAUUGCACUCAGGACCAUCGAGUCUCAAUUGGGUUCUCGUAUUUCUGAUCUAUUUGCUGAUAUUAGCCCAGAGCCAGUUGCAGCAGCAUCUCUGGGGCAAGUGUACAAAGCUCAUCUACACUCUGGAGAGCUUGUUGCAGUAAAAGUUCAGAGGCCUGGAAUGGCGCCCUUGCUGACUCUAGAUGCGCUUUUGUUCCACAUGAUCGGAGGACAAUUAAAACGAUUUGCUAAGGCUCGCAAAGAUCUAUUGGUAGCAGUUAAUGAGAUUGUUAGGCACAUGUUUGAUGAGAUUGACUAUAUUUUAGAAGGAAAAAAUGCGGAAAGAUUUGCUACACUUUAUACUCAUGGUUCAGGUGAGGAUAAUUCUGAAGUCGCUAUCAAGGCCCCUAAAGUCUACUGGAAUUAUACACGUAAAUCUAUAUUAACGCUGGAAUGGAUUGAUGGAAUUAAGCUAACCGAUGCUGAACGCAUCAGCAAAGCCAACCUGAACAGAAAAAGGAUGAUUGAUGAGGGCCUCUAUUGCUCAUUGAGGCAACUUCUCGAAGAAGGCUUUUUCCAUGCAGACCCCCAUCCCGGCAACCUGGUUGCAACUGAGGGUGGCUCUUUAGCUUAUUUUGACUUUGGGAUGAUGGGAGAUAUACCAAGGCACUACCGUGUUGGGCUUAUACAAAUGCUUGUACAUUAUGUUAAUCGUGACUCCUUGGGGUUGGCGAACGACUUCCAUUCACUAGGAUUCAUCCCUGAGGGAACAGACCUCCAUGGAGUUGCUGAUGCAUUGAGGGUUUCCUUUGGUGAUAUCAGGAGGCAAUCAAAUGACUUUCAGGGUGUAAUGAACCAUCUGUACGAUGUCAUGUAUGAGUUUAAUUUCUCUCUUCCUCCUGAUUAUGCACUCGUGAUAAGAGCACUGGGUUCUCUAGAAGGGACUGCAAAAGCGCUGGAUCCUGAUUUUAAAGUUAUUGAGAGUGCAUACCCAUUUGUCAUUGGGAGGCUCCUUGCGGACCCCAGCCCCGAUAUGAGGAAAAUAUUGAGGGAGCUUCUGAUACGCGAUGAUGGAUCUAUCAGAUGGAAUCGGCUGGAGCGGCUGAUUGCAGCUAUAUCUGAACAGUCCUCAGAAUCUUCAAACAGAUCUGGAGAUGGCUUUGGUGAGAAUGCCAGUGGAAGUUCUAGGUGGAGAUCAUUUGAUAUGCAUUCUGUCGUUGCAGCUACAGAAGACCUUUUUCACUUCAUUUUAUCGAGGAAAGGAUGGAGGGUACGUGUUUUCCUUGUCCAGGACAUUGUUAAAGCUUCAGACGCGUUCCUACAAGAAGCAACAUUUCCAUAUAUAUUUGACAAGGAGGGAAAGACGGGGGAGCUAAAUCCAGAGAGAAGUAAGAUGAUCAGGAGGCUGGUGAAUGGUGUCCAAUCGUUCCGUCAGGCUAUCAAUUUGGCUCCAGAUGCUUGGUCUGCCAUGUUAAUCCGUACCUUGCUGAAGCCCGAAUCACAAAAUUUUGUGCUUGAUGUAUUUUUGGCCCUCGCAAGCCAUUCCAGUUACAAGAUUCCAGAAACAUUCUGGCUUUGUAUGUCGAGAUAUCUGAAUUACAUAGACAAGCGAGAUAUGCUAUAGUAAGAGUUGAUAUAUAGUAUUUGUUUUCUUUUCUAUGACUAGCUGCGCAUGUUUCAGUUUUCUCAUUUCGUAUUGAAGAUGCAAUAAAUCUUUUCGUGCGCUGAGAAUCAGAGCAUUUGUUUAUGAUGAUCA
Messenger RNA from Phragmites australis (common reed), 2376 nucleotides. RefSeq lists its product as uncharacterized. The record is from RefSeq and is a predicted model, not a curated record. Lineage: Eukaryota; Viridiplantae; Streptophyta; Magnoliopsida; Poales; Poaceae. The transcript is spliced from 13 exons. Bases 124 to 2244 code for a protein of 706 amino acids.